AUGUCAUCCGUUGAGCUUUACCCCACCUCUCCAAAGAAUGUGCUGUCACAGUACAUUGGCAAGUCAAUUCGUGAUGUGCCAACUCCUGCUGCUGUGAUCAAUGUCGCAGCAAUCAGACGGAACUGCGAGCGAAUGUUGCAGACCUGCGAUAAGCUCGGCCUGGACUGGAGAGCUCAUGUGAAAACACACAAGACUGUGGAAGUGACGGAAUUCCAAGUUGGAAAUGAUGCGAAGCGACCUGUCAAUCUCAUCGUCUCGACCCUGGCUGAGGCAGAGUUUCUCUUGCCCAGACUGAAGGAGUACAGAAGCCAAGGAAGACAAGUCAAUGUGUUAUACGGUCUUCCCAUUCCGCAGAACGCCAUGUCGCGCUUGGCAGCGGUUGCCAAAGCCUUGGGAGAAGGCAGUGUCUCGAUACUUCUCGACGAUCCCGCUCAAAUUCCCAUCAUCUCCAAUUUCCAGAGCUUGUCCGGCGUAGUUCCUCACGCACACAUUAAAAUCGACAUGGGCGGCAAACGUGCUGGUGUAGAGGCACAGAGUGCGCGCUUCCUAGAAUUGGCAGAUGUAGCACUGGAAGCACACAGCCAGGGCAAGAUCAGGCUUUCUGGCCUCUACUCUCAUGCUGGACAUUCAUAUGGCGGUGACAGUCGGGCGGCAGCUAUCAAGAUGAUGCGAGCGGAAAUCAGCGCCAUGCUCGAAGGGGCGGAUCGAUUGACGUCGAGGGCAGCUGAAAAAUCGGUCGCGAAUCUGCCUCCUUUGGUGGUGUCUGCUGGAGCUUCACCGACGUCCCUGGCGGUUCAGAACUUGGUCACCACUUCUGAGGAAGCACAAGAGACUAUUCCAGGCGAGCUUAAGUCGGAGGUCCAAGCACUGUCAGAUCUCUUUGGUACUGUAAGGGGUAAAGGCCAUCUUGUUGAAAUUCAUGCUGGCGUGUACCCUACGCUGGAUUUGCAGCAAUUGGCAGCCCAUAGCAUUUCUGCUUCCAGAUUGUCUUGGGGAGACAUUGCCCUGACGGUACUGGCAGAAGUACACAGCAAUUACCCCGGACGAGGUGCAAACGGGACCCCGGAGGCUCUAAUUGGCUCUGGUGGUAUCGCACUGGCCAGAGAAACAUGCAAGGCCUACGAGGGCAUGGCAAUGAUGACCCCUUGGGGCAGAAAGGAUGUUGGCUUGCCAACUUGCGACGUUGAAGAUUUUCGUGGCUGGAUAGUUGGCCGUUUCUCUCAAGAACAUGGUAUCUUGACGUGGAGGUCAGGAAGUGCCAAGACUGAGCCGGUGCAGCCAGACCAGGAGCUACCCAAAGUUGGCGAAAAGGUCCGGCUUUGGCCCAACCAUGCAUGCAUUACUAGCAGUCACUUUGGCUGGUACUUUGUAGUGGACGAGGAUGAGACUGGCAAAGAGGAUGUCAUUGUCGACAUCUGGAUCAAGUGCAGGGGUUGGUAA
Molecule: messenger RNA, 1440 nt
Organism: Pochonia chlamydosporia 170
Lineage: Eukaryota; Fungi; Ascomycota; Sordariomycetes; Hypocreales; Clavicipitaceae
Product: alanine racemase domain-containing protein
Exons: 3
Coding region: 1-1440 (479 amino acids)
Biological process (GO): D-serine catabolic process
Molecular function (GO): D-serine ammonia-lyase activity
Source: RefSeq, a predicted model, not a curated record